AUGAUCGCAGUAUUACGGCCCCCAUUCCCCUCGCUUUCUGCCGAUAACUCCAUUUCCAGCGGGGGUGCGGGUCACGUUUAUGCCAUCGGCCAGCAUCUCGUUCUCAAAUGCCCAAUCGUUCUCGACAACCCUCACCCAACACAAGUGGCAAUGAUGGAGGAGAGUCAAACUCAGAUCGACUGUGAAAAGGCGAUCUACAAGGUCUUGAUGGAGGACCGGCAUCCCCAUAUUGUCCAUGCCGUCUUAUGCGUCCCUGGAGGUAUCUUUAUGCAUCGCCAAGCCAUGACCCUUAAAGCUCGCUUGAAGAACCCCGGUAUUCCUCAAGAUUUAAAGAACCGAUGGAUGAAGCAGCUCUCGAGCGCGCUAUCCUGGCUUGAGCAUCUCGGUUUCGCCCACGGGGACCUCAGACCUGCCAAUAUCUUUCUGAGCACAGAAGAAGACAUCAGGCUAGGUGAUUUUGACUGCACAGUCAAGAUUGGGGAGAAGCUGAAGGCUGGAGGCGGUUCUUACGGAAAACUGUACGAAAACUACCAGUUCCCUGACGCCGGCCCAAUGACCGAACAGUACUCUCUUGGGUCUUGUAUCUUCACUAUCCAGUUUGGCCAUGAGCCCUGGCACGAGAUCGAUGAGCCUCAGAAGAUCCUCAAGCUCAUCAGGAAUGAGUUUCCCGACGCUUCAGGGGACGGGGUAUUUGGCGAAAUCAUUCAAAAGUGUUGGUUUGGAAAGUACGAUUCGAUGCGUGAGGUUGAACAAGACAUUCUCAGCCGGCUGGGCUUAAAGGAGGCGGAGAAUGACUGCUCGGGUAUCGAUGAAGAGUUUUCGUCGAUGCUAGUAGCUGAAUGCAAGGCGUUCCUUGAGAAGGAAUUAAGAAAGCCAUAG
Molecule: messenger RNA, 879 nt
Organism: Fusarium falciforme
Lineage: Eukaryota; Fungi; Ascomycota; Sordariomycetes; Hypocreales; Nectriaceae
Product: Protein kinase domain-containing protein
Exons: 1
Coding region: 1-879 (292 amino acids)
Biological process (GO): peptidyl-serine phosphorylation; autophagy
Cellular component (GO): cytoplasm
Molecular function (GO): protein serine/threonine kinase activity; ATP binding
Source: RefSeq, a predicted model, not a curated record